Messenger RNA from Trichoderma asperellum CBS 433.97, 858 nucleotides. The record is from RefSeq and is a predicted model, not a curated record. NCBI's taxonomy places the organism in Eukaryota, Fungi, Ascomycota, Sordariomycetes, Hypocreales, Hypocreaceae.
AUGGCAUUGUAUCCUGGGUAUCUUGAUUUUAUACGUGGUCAUGCCGCUUCAUAUGAGCCCUUGACGGAAUUGAGCGGCUUGUCCGCUUCAAGCCUGGAUGAUCCGCUUCAUUCCGCUCUCAAAGGCGGAACGAACGCAGUGGACCAAUUUGCCUCGAUGGGCCAUUCUAUUAGACCCAAUUAUUGGUAUUCUUCUUCUUCCAGCCCACUUGUAACUGGCUGCUCCUCUGGCUUUGGACGAGUCUUUGUUGACGAGAUCCUACGCCGUGGCAACAAGGUAAUUGCAACUGCUUGCCGGCCAGAGAGUGUCGCAGAUUUGAAGAAGACCAAUGCUACGGUGCUUCAACUCGAUGUUACAUGGGACUGGACUCGAAUUAUAGAAGCUAUUGAUGACGCCAUAGGUAUUCAUGGCCAUAUAGAUGUGUUCGUCAAUAAUGCCGCUUACGUCCUAGGCGGUGCUUGGGAAGACUUAUCAGAAAGAAAAACUGGCACAAACGUGUUCAUCACUUCUAUAUCUGGGUGGAGCGGAAGGGAAUUCAACGCAGGAUACUCUGGAACGAAAUUCGCUUUAGAAGGAAGUGAGAUCGCUGGGUUUGCGAACGCUGAUUACAGAGAAGAUUCUAAAGCUUUUAAGCUUCCCAUAGACAAAAAUCACACGCAGAGCGGUGAUCCCCAAAAAGGAGUGGCAAUCAUCGUGGACCUUGUUCGCCAAGAGGGAGUUGCCAAAGACGAGACUGUUCCUUUGAGAAUGCCUCUGAGUCCUGAUGCCUACGAGGUUAUUAAGAACAAAUGCGAUAAGACGAUAAAUCUUUUGGGAGACUGGAAGGAUGUCAUCUCCAGCACUGAUUUAGACGAAUAA